Planococcus citri (citrus mealybug) is the source of this 2091-nucleotide messenger RNA. RefSeq lists its product as uncharacterized. The record is from RefSeq and is a predicted model, not a curated record. The transcript has a single exon. NCBI's taxonomy places the organism in Eukaryota, Metazoa, Arthropoda, Insecta, Hemiptera, Pseudococcidae. Bases 259 to 1767 code for a protein of 502 amino acids.
CUCUUACGAUGAGAUAAUACACGAUAGCUACAGUAAUAGGAUGAUCGAAAACUGAUAAUAAAAAUCAAAAUGUGGUAACACGACCAAACUUUUUCAAAAAUUAAAAUUUGUUCUAGUAUUUAGACUUUGGUAGCUGAUUCAGUCAUGUAAUCAAAAAUGACGAAUCUUGGCAUUUUCCUUUUCAAGUGAAACAAUAAAGAAUCAAGAUAUCAUCAAAAAUUCAAAAGCAAAACCACAUCAGUAUUUCGUUAUUCUAAAAUGGUAAGCAUAUCAGCUCAAAUUUUCAUCACUCUUUGCCUCACAUCACAUAUUCAAAAAUGCAUCUCAUCAGCACCUUCCUCAAUCGAAAAUUUCAUCGCUCUGACAAAACAACCCUAUUUCGUCGAUAAAAGCGAAUUCAUCAAGACAUUCUUCGAAGAUAUCAACAAACAUAUCUUCAUCACAUCUCCUCCAGGCUUCUGUAAAACAACAAACCUCCAAAUGCUUCGUUUAUUCUGCGAAAUCGAAUUGGACUCGAGCCAUAAACCCAAACCUUACACUUCCACCAAAGCGUACGAAAUUUUUAACUCUUUGAAGAUCUCAAACUACACAGAUAUCAUUGAAAAUCAUCUCGGUCGACAUGUUGUAAUCCAUAUAGAUCUCGAAUCGGAUACAACAAUGGAGAAAACCAUCGAUAUUAAAAAAACCGUCGCAUUUUUCAAUAACAAACUGUACCAGAGCUUCGAGCCGUACAAAUGGCUCUUGAAUAUCCCCAAAGAAGAGCUCAGAAGCAUUUAUGAAAUCAACAACGAACAAAUCGAAUUACUGGAGAACUUGGAUCAGAAGAAACUUCCCAAUGAAGGCGAUUCCAUUCUUCAAACUGCGGCGUUGUAUAAUUUUGCCAGCAUUUUAUAUCUUUAUUUUGGCAAAGAAGUGAUGAUCCUCGUAGAUAAUUACGACAGUGUGCUGAAUAAUUUUUUUAGACCUAGUGAAAACGAUAUGGAGACGUUUUACAAGUACAUGAGCACAGUGCUGAGCAAGACUUUUGAUAAUAUUCCUAGAGUUACCUUGCGUAGUUUGAUAUUAGGAACAACUUCUUUGGUGCUGCCUCACAUUCUUGAAAGGUUAAGUCCAUCGAAACACUACAACUUCCUCAACGAUCACAGCUACACUCCUCAUUACGCUUUCACCGAUGCAGAAGCCACCAAUUUGCUUUUAAAGUACAAUUGCACCCCUUCACGAAGACUACAAGUGAAAAAAUUCUACAACGGGUAUAAAACCAAGACAAAAAUGACGACUAUAUUUAAUCCAUCUUCGUUGACCAAAUUUUUAGCCAAUAUUAGUCAUCCUGAGGCUUUAAUAGCGUACCGGAACACCUCCAAUAAAGAUGGCAAUUUCCUACUGGGUUUCAAAGAAGAUAAAAUUUUAGGCCACUUGUUGCAAAAUCUGGUGAGAAACAUGACGUUUAAAUUCGACCAUCACGAGUCGUACAGUUUGGAGAAUUUCACGACUUUCUUUAAUACUUGCCAAGGUUUGGAGUAUAAAGGCUCGCCGUUUGAAAUUCUUUUUAGUUAUAUUUUUGAUCGAGGGUAUCUCACUCACGGUAUUAAUCAAAUCAUCAUCCCAGACGUUCCAAUCACACCAGAUUCUAUCGUACAUAUGAACACAACCCCUAAUUUGGAAAUAUGGCUUAAUGUCAAAGAAUUGUCUAGCUUUAUAACUGCGGAUGAGGAUUUAAAAAAGAUCGGGACGAACGCCACUAAAACUGAUCGUGAGAUGCAGACUUAGUUGAAGAGAAAGCUUCCAUCAUUACAACAUGAUCUACAUACCAAUAGAGACUGAGAAAAAUCAUCGAUCAUUCAGAGAAAAUGGUUGCGGCGAAUUCUGAUACGACAACUCUUCGAAGAUUUUUCCCAAUAGCUACAUAAAUGUAACAGUUGGGAAAAAUUAAAUUCGAAAGAUUAAUUCAAGAUUAAUUUUAUUCAAAAAUAAAGAGAGAGGGCUAAAAAUUGCCACGAAAUUAUGAAAUUGAAAAAAAAUGCACAGUGCAUGAAAAAGCAACCAACAAAAAAAAAACGAAAAAAUAAAAUAAAUCAGAAAAUUUUACACUGA